AUGCCCUCCUUAAAAUCAAUGGCCGCAAGUUUCAUGCGCUAUAUCCAAUUGGAUUUAGCUUCCUUUGAAGACAAUUACAAGAAGACCGUCGAUGAAUAUCUCACCCUAGCCGCUAUCCAGUACCAGAAACGAGAACUGGAGGAAAUAUGGGAUAAGAUUUCCACCAGAUAUGAAUGGGUUCGAGAAUCUGAACUAAUGGAUGACCCCGAGAAAGCUGCUACCAUCAACAUAGAUGAACUCACCCGAGAAUACGCCAAAGCCAAAUCUCUGUUCAGAUCUCGAAUUAUUUCGAUUGAUGCAGCACUGGCAGAAGCAACCCGACUUGAAACCUUGAAAAAUUCCCCACCUACCCCUUCUACCCCUGUAACCCACUCAGCAACUAGCUCAUUAUUUAGCGUACCCCCAUGUGACAUGCAAGAUUUUCAUGGCGAUUACAAAUCUUGGACAUCUUUCCGAGAUAUGUUCAAAGCCAUUUAUGGCAAUAACUCUCGUCUUAGUGGGGUAGAAAAAUUGUUUUACUUAAAACAAAAAACGCGCGGGGAGGCCAAAGAAAUAGUUGACAUUGCGCCAUUGACAAACGAUGGCUUUGUUAUCGCUUGGACACAGCUAACUUCUCAAUAUGAGAAUAAACGCAUGCAAAUUAAUGCACAAUUGAAAACUUUAUUCAAUCUACCAUAUGUCAAUGUCCAAUGUGGUGUAGCUAUUCGUAAAUUACAGAGAAAAAUAAAUAGUUGUAUUUCGAAUCUAAAUACACUAGAUAUUGAUACAGAUAAUUGGGAUCCAAUUUUCGUAUAUCUCUGUUCGUCUAAACUGCCCAAAGAAACACUCGAAGAUUUUGAGAAAACUCUAAGAGACAGUUCCAAUAUACCCUGUUGGACUGAAAUGGACAUAUUUUUGACAAACACAUAUAAAGGACUUGAAUCUGUUAAUGAUAUCAAGAAUCCAAACACAUACCCAAGAAAUAAACAAAAUUCUGACAGUAAGAACCAAAAUGAGCGAAAAGGCAAUACAUUUGUAAAUAAUGUUACCCAAGAACCCAAAAAAGAUACCCAUGCCAAGAGAAAGCCUCAACCCGAACAAAAUCCUUCAAACUCCACCCGAACCCAAAACACUAGUAAGCCCAAUGGCUCUGUAUGUAAGCUUUGUAAAGCAAAUCAUACUUUGAGAGAUUGCCCCUCCUUUAUCUCAAUGGGAGUAGCCGAAAGGAUUAAUUUUGUUAAACAAAAUGGCUGUUGCUAUAAUUGUCUGGCGAUUUCUCACGGCAUUAAAGAAUGUCACAGUACCUUUACUUGUAGACAUUGUGGCGGAAGACACAACUCUCUUCUUCACAGACCCUCGUCGAAUUCUAACACACAUACGAACUCUAACCCAACAGAUGAACAACCAUCAACAUCAACACGGAAUGUGUCACAGUCGUUUUCAACUCUGACCAAACAAACUGAUAGUGUAUUAGAUGACCGAAAAAAGCUUUUAGGAACAGCUGUUUUAAAUAUCCUAGUUCAUGGUUCUCUAUUCCCAGCGCGAGCUCUAAUAGACCCAGCGUCAGAUUUUUCGUUUAUUUCUGAUCAAUUUAGACGAAAAUUACACAUACCCACACAACCCAUAAUAGCUGAAAUAUCUGGUUUGAACGAAGUUGUAUCAGCUCGUUCAAAUAAAAUGUGUGAAGUUACUCUGAGGUCCAAUACCCAAAAAGAUUUUAGUAUAGAAAUCCAAGCGAUAGUGAUGAAAACGCUAACUCGAACAUUACCCACCCAAAGCAUAAACCCUAAUUUAAUCAAAGAAUUAGAAAAUAUUCAGUUAGCAGAUCCAAAGUUCUACGAAAGUAGACCUAUCGACUUCAUUAUAGGAAGUGAUUUCUACCCGCAGAUUUUAAAAUCUGGCGUUAAGAAAAACUAUCUUAACACACUGGUUGCUCAAGAUACCGAAUUUGGUUGGAUCUUGACAGGACCCGUCGAAGAGACUUGCAGAACCCAGAAAAUUGUUUCAUAUUUUAGCGCAGUAACCCUUAAUAAAUGCUUAACGAGAUUUUGGGAAAUUGAAGAAAUCCCGCAAAAACCCAUAAAGUCAGUUGAAGAAACUGUAUGUGAAAAUAUUUUCACGAAAACUACCCUACACUUACCCAAUGGUCGUUAUCAAGUAGAUCUUCCGUUUCGAACACCGCAGCUAGAGUUAGGAAACUCACGCCAUGUGGCAAUGGCACAAUACUUAAGAAACGAGAAGAAUUUGAUGAAGAAUCCUACUUUAAAGUCUGAGUACGAUAACACUCUGCAAGAAUAUGUUGACUUAGGUCACAUGAAAGCAGUUAAUUUUAACCCAAACAGUUCUUCCACGACUUAUUAUUAUCUACCCCAUCAUGCUGUUGUCAAAUCCGAUCGUGUUACGACAAAAGUUCGAGUAGUUUUUAAUGCUUCUAGCAAAACUUCGAACGGCAACAGCUUAAAUGAUGCUCUAUUUAUUGGUCCCACAUUACAACAGGAUUUAUCUAUUGUAAUAUUAAAAUGGCGCUUUUAUAAGAUCGUUUUUAAUGCCGAUAUUACAAAAAUGUACAGGCAGAUCUUAUUGAACACUACCCACACCCCGUUUCAGCGAAUAUUAUUUCGUAAAAGCGUUAAUGAACCCAUAAAGGACUAUGAACUUCAAACUGUCACGUUCGGAGUUAAUUGCGCACCCUAUCUAGCAAUUAGAACUCUUCUUGAACUGGCAAAAGAAGUUGAAACUACCCACCCGAUUGCAUCUCAUAUAUUGUAA
Calliphora vicina (urban bluebottle blowfly) is the source of this 2748-nucleotide messenger RNA. RefSeq lists its product as uncharacterized. The transcript has a single exon. Lineage: Eukaryota; Metazoa; Arthropoda; Insecta; Diptera; Calliphoridae. The record is from RefSeq and is a predicted model, not a curated record. The coding region runs from base 1 to 2748 and encodes 915 amino acids.